Messenger RNA from Drosophila persimilis, 648 nucleotides. Its product is annotated as H/ACA ribonucleoprotein complex subunit 4-like. Bases 1 to 648 code for a protein of 215 amino acids. Gene Ontology annotation, cellular component: box H/ACA snoRNP complex. Gene Ontology annotation, molecular function: pseudouridine synthase activity; RNA binding. Lineage: Eukaryota; Metazoa; Arthropoda; Insecta; Diptera; Drosophilidae. Gene Ontology annotation, biological process: rRNA pseudouridine synthesis; box H/ACA sno(s)RNA 3'-end processing; mRNA pseudouridine synthesis. The record is from RefSeq and is a predicted model, not a curated record. The transcript is spliced from 3 exons.
AUGUUGGAACUGCGUCGUGUGCGUUCGGGCAUUCAAUCGGAGGGCGACGGCAUGGUAACCAUGCAUGACGUCCUCGAUGCCAUGUGGCUGUACGAGAACCACAAGGACGAGUCGAUGCUGCGUCGUGUGAUAAAACCGUUGGAGGGUCUGCUGGUCAACCACAAGCGCAUCAUAAUGAAGGACAGUUCGGUGAAUGCUGUGUGCUAUGGCGCCAAAAUCAUGUUGCCUGGGGUCCUGCGCUAUGAGGAUGGCAUUGAGAUCGAUCAGGAGAUUGUCAUAUGCACAACCAAGGGUGAGGCCAUUUGCCUGGCCAUUGCUCUGAUGACCACGGCCACAAUGUCGUCGUGUGAUCAUGGCGUUGUGGCAAAGAUAAAGCGUGUGAUAAUGGAGCGCGACAUAUAUCCGCGUAAGUGGGGAUUGGGUCCCAAGGCUUCCGCUAAGAAGGCACUCAUCGCUGCCGGAAAAUUGGACAAGUUUGGCAGGCCCAAUGAGAACACGCCUAAAGAAUGGCUCACCGGCUUUGUCGACUACAAUGCCAAGAAGCCAGCGGCGGCAGUGGCCCCACAGACACCCGUCAAAGAAACCCACUCCAAUGGCUCGGACGAACCGUCCAAGUACCGAGGAGGCGGCACAGGGAGCGGGAGCUGA